This is a messenger RNA of Xiphias gladius (swordfish), 1473 nucleotides long. Its product is annotated as SH3 and cysteine-rich domain-containing protein 2-like. Gene Ontology annotation, biological process: positive regulation of protein localization to plasma membrane; skeletal muscle contraction; positive regulation of voltage-gated calcium channel activity. Gene Ontology annotation, cellular component: extrinsic component of cytoplasmic side of plasma membrane. The record is from RefSeq and is a predicted model, not a curated record. Bases 205 to 1473 code for a protein of 422 amino acids. The transcript is spliced from 11 exons. Lineage: Eukaryota; Metazoa; Chordata; Actinopteri; Istiophoriformes; Xiphiidae. Gene Ontology annotation, molecular function: protein binding.
UCUUGCAUUUGGUGUGCGGAGAGCAAAUGGCCAUAAGGCGUCCCUCUGGCAGCGCGCACAAAUCCCCCUGAUGUGGAUCCGUCACACUUUGUAAAGCCUUUUGCAUGGCUAGAGCCGGAGAUCUCCUGCCGACGGGACACAGCUCGCGGAGUUAAAAGUAGUUAUCGUUGGCGCCUCGAACGACUCGUCCCCUCGCAGCUACCAAUGAUGACUGAGAACAGCGAGGUGGAGGGCGACUCGCAGCUCCAGCGCUCCCCGAGCACAAUGUCCAUCCAGCCGAUGUCAACCAAGCUCCAAAGGCUAAAACGCUCGCUGUCCUUCAAGACCAUCAUGCGCAGUAAGAGUGUGGAGAACUUCUUUCAAAGGUCCUACAGCGACGCUCGCCUGCCCCCGGAUUUCAUCACUGACCAACCGCCUCCUUCUCCCCCUCUGCUGCCUGGCUCUCCCCUCGUCGGCGACAGCUCACCAUCCAUUUCGCCAUCUCUCAGCCCCAACCCCUCCAUAUCCUCCCACUCCCCCUCUCUCAGCCUUUCCCCAUCACUGCCCACCAAGCCUCCCCAACCUCAGAUUACCCACUGUUUUCAGGACCAUGUCUUUCGCAAGCCCACCAACUGCCAGCACUGCAAGCAUAUGAUAGUGGGAAACUCCAAACAAGCUCUGCGGUGUAAAACGUGCAAGAUGGCUGCUCACCUGUGGUGCACCUCGGAACUAUCGCAGCAGCCAUGUCACGGGAAGUCUGGAGCAUUCAGGCGAAACUUCAGCUCACCAAUGCUUGUCAAUGACCAACUGGCUGUCGUCAAGGAAGUUCAACCAAGCCAAGGGGCUGCGCGGACGCGUGUAGACCCCGUGUAUGCUGCCUUGCGCUACGGGACAUCCUUGGCACAGAUGAGCCGCUCCAGUUUUGGCAGUUUAUCAGAGUCGCCAACACGCAGCCUGGGGGAGGGAGGUGAGGAGAGGCAGCAGAGACAGUGCAGCAUGGAGGAAGAGAUAACGCAGGAGACAGGGGACAUUCUGGUCCCUGACAUUGAAAUCGAGAAGGAGGAAGAGGAGAGCGGCGGCCAAGCUCAGACUCCCGCAGAGGAGGGCAGCGUGAAGGUGCCCAAGCGCAUUGAAGUUCACUCCAUCCACACCUAUGUAGCACUCUACAAGUUUCUGCCUCAGGAACAGAAUGACCUGGAACUACAUCCCGGUGAUCGGGUGCAGGUCACUGACGACUCUAAUGAGGAGUGGUGGAAGGGAAAGAGCGGCGACAGAGUCGGCUUCUUCCCUGCUAACUUUGUGCAGAGGGUCCGGCCAGGAGAGCGAGUGUGGCGGGUCGUCCAGGGUGUUUCCGGCAUCCGAGAGAGAGGACACAUGGCCGUCAGGGAAUCCCAGAUCUGCGUGGGGAAGCGAGAAGACGGCGAGGCGUUUCUGAAGCUGAGCAGCGGGAAGAAGAGAGGGCUGGUCCCAGCUGACUCCAUAGAGGAGAUCUGA